CACCCGAGGAAGGGCUGGGGUCAGGGUAGGCGGUGCUGGGGCUGACCGCUGGCCUCCGCCAGCACAGACUGCCUGCUGCCUCGCCCUUUGCAUCUCGGGCGACAUUCUCGCUCCAGAGAGGGGAACCAGUAGUUAUUACAGGAGGCACAGAAUAUAUGACUAAAAGCCCUCAAGAAAGUUCAGCAGAAAUAUGGCCUGGCCCACACCAGGCCAAACCGCCGCGCAAGUCCUGCUUUUUCGCAGAACGCAGCCGAGGCGCCUUUGGUGAGAGUCCGGCAGCGUCUGCCCAGGCGCGCCUGCAGAAGGACGGGGCUGCGGCCCCGGGGACGCCAUGUGGCGCCUCGGAAAGCGCCUUGCAGAACAAGGAGUAGCUUGCUGGCUCUGAACACGUGGCAAAUAUUUCAGAAAGCUGCAAGUUAGAGAAAAGAACAGUCAUUCUUCCAAAUUCAUCUGCUUCAUCUAUCACUCUUAUUGGGAAUGGACAAUGGAAUGUUCUCUAGCUUUAUCAUGAUCAAAAACCUCCUUCUCAUUUGUACUUCCAUGAACUUAGCCAGUCACUUUGGCUUUUCACAAAUGACAACAAGUUCGGUGAAAGAUGCAACCAACGACAACAUCACGAUAUUCACGCGGAUAUUGGACGGACUCUUAGACGGUUAUGACAACAGACUGCGGCCUGGCCUCGGAGAGCGAAUAACGCAGGUGAGGACGGACAUCUAUGUCACCAGCUUCGGCCCGGUGUCGGACACAGAAAUGGAGUACACCAUAGAUGUGUUUUUCCGACAAAGCUGGAAAGAUGAGCGGCUGCGGUUUAAGGGGCCGAUGCAGCGCCUGCCUCUCAACAACCUCCUCGCCAGCAAAAUCUGGACCCCGGACACGUUCUUCCACAACGGGAAGAAAUCCAUCGCCCACAACAUGACCACCCCCAAUAAGCUGCUGCGGCUGGAGGACGACGGCACGCUGCUCUACACCAUGCGUUUGACUAUCUCUGCUGAAUGUCCAAUGCAACUUGAAGACUUCCCCAUGGAUGCCCAUGCUUGCCCGCUGAAGUUUGGCAGCUAUGCAUACCCGAAUUCCGAGGUUGUCUACAUCUGGACCAACGGCACCACCAAGUCUGUGGUGGUGGCAGAAGACGGCUCCAGACUGAACCAGUACCACCUGAUGGGGCAGACGGUGGGCACCGAGAAUAUCAGCACCAGUACAGGUGAAUACACAAUCAUGACAGCACAUUUCCAUCUGAAAAGGAGGAUUGGGUACUUUGUCAUCCAGACCUAUCUCCCUUGCAUCAUGACCGUGAUUUUGUCUCAGGUAUCCUUCUGGCUGAACCGAGAGUCAGUCCCAGCCAGGACGGUUUUUGGGGUGACCACGGUGCUGACAAUGACGACCCUCAGCAUCAGUGCUCGGAACUCUCUGCCCAAAGUGGCUUAUGCAACUGCCAUGGACUGGUUCAUAGCCGUGUGCUAUGCCUUUGUGUUCUCCGCACUGAUCGAGUUUGCCACCGUCAACUACUUCACAAAGAGAGGCUGGGCCUGGGAUGGCAAAAAGGCUUUGGAAGCAGCCAAGAUCAAGAAAAAGGAGCGUGAACACAUACUAAAUAAAUCAACAAAUGCUUAUUCUACUGGGAAGAUGACCCAUGCCCCAAAUAUCCCAAAGGAACAGACACCCGUGGGAACUGCAAAUGCAUCUUCAGUCUCAGCGAAACCUUCUGAAGAGAAGACUUCUGAAAGUAAAAAGACAUACAACAGCAUCAGCAAGAUUGACAAGAUGUCCCGAAUUGUAUUCCCUGUCUUGUUUGGCACUUUCAACUUAGUUUACUGGGCAACGUAUUUGAAUAGGGAGCCUGUGAUUAAAGGAGCCACGUCUCCAAAAUAAACUGCUGGACUCCCGAUCACCAAGAGAGCCAUACUUCCAGCAUCUGGUACCCAGGACAGGCUGAGCUCAGAGGGACUUGACCCAUUUGGGCAAUAUCGUUCAGGAAAUUUUUGCAUGUUUAAUAAUACGUACAAAUAAUAUUGCCUUGAUUGUUUCUGUAUAUAACCUCAGAUGUUUCAAAGAUGUCACAUUGAUAAAUAGAGCAAACAACUUUCUAAAAAAAACAGGAGAAAAAGACUCUGACACUCAGAUGCUCAGUAUCUUACACUGUUAGUUUACAAACAAGAUAAGUAUAUUUUUAACUGUUCCAAAUGUUACCUAACGAUGUUUUUUAUACUUCAGAUGUCAUUUCAUACAAAUUUUCCCAGCAGAUCAAUAUUUUAGGAAAUGCUCAAUGAUUAUUAUCUGACCAAAUAUUGCAAGAGACAAAGAUCACAAAAAGCACAUUUUUUCAUGGAAAAAAAAAACAAAAACUGGGCAUUUAUGUACAGAAUUAAUUGCCUUUGAUAAUUCUUACUGCUC
Molecule: messenger RNA, 2391 nt
Organism: Choloepus didactylus (southern two-toed sloth)
Lineage: Eukaryota; Metazoa; Chordata; Mammalia; Pilosa; Megalonychidae
Gene: GABRA5
Product: gamma-aminobutyric acid type A receptor subunit alpha5
Exons: 11
Coding region: 478-1869 (463 amino acids)
Biological process (GO): signal transduction; regulation of postsynaptic membrane potential; gamma-aminobutyric acid signaling pathway
Cellular component (GO): dendrite membrane; neuron projection; synapse
Molecular function (GO): benzodiazepine receptor activity; GABA-A receptor activity; inhibitory extracellular ligand-gated monoatomic ion channel activity
Source: RefSeq, a predicted model, not a curated record